ACUCUGAUAUUUCAAAGCUAAUAACAAACUUCAAUUAAUUAAGGGGGUUUAGCAACUCUUAAAAAUUUGCCCUCUUUCCCUGUUUUUCUGAAUCUCCUUUCUAGAGGAGAGAUGAUGGAGAGAAUACCUGCCUGGCAGGUGAUCUCUCUGUCCGGGAUUCUGAUAUGGGUUGCGAUCUCCUCGUUCUUUAAUGUGACCCAGAAGCUUAGAUCUCUAACCCAGCCAUGGGUCACCUACCAUGUCCUGACAGGCACCCCCCUCAUCCUUCAGGUCCAGAACUUCCAGCAUAGUUUCUUCGAUGCUUUAUUCUCUGGAUUAUCCUGUGUUGUCUCUGUGCCUUUCUACACUGCUUUUCUCCCUCUGCUCUUCUGGAGUGGCCAUUGUAAAUUGGCCAGGCAGAUGACCCUGUUGAUGGCUUUCUGUGAUUAUAUAGGGAACUGCAUUAAGGAUCUGGUGUCAGCACCUCGGCCCAGUUGCCCUCCUGUUAGGAGAUUAACAGCUACCAAAGAUGAGAAAGAAAACGCCAUGGAGUAUGGAUUGCCCUCCUCUCACACUCUCAACACUGUUUGUUUAUCAGGAUACUUGUUGCAUUAUAUCCUGCAUUACUCCCAGAAUAGAGACGGUGCUGUAGUGUUAGCUGCACUUAUAACUGCUUACUUGCUUGUGGGGCUUAUUGGCUUGGGAAGGAUUUACCUUGGCAUGCACAGUGUGGUCGAUGUCAUAGCUGGGCUUGUCAUUGGACUGUCAAUCCUUGCAUUUUGGAUUAUGGUACAUGAAUAUGUAGACAGCUUUAUAGUCUCUGGACAGAAUGUUACAUCCUUCUGGGCCACCCUUAGUUUUUUGUUGCUUUUUGCAUAUCCAACACCAGAGAUUCCGACACCAAGUUUUGAGUUCCAUACAGCCUUCACUGGUGUUGCAUUGGGAAUAGUUAGUGGAGUCCAGCAAACUUACCAUCAGUUUCACCAUGAAGAUAUCCCACGCAUCUUUGACCAACAACUUACACUGCCAAAUUUCGUGGGAAGAAUUCUGGUAGGAAUUCCAACCAUACUUUUAGUGAAGUACUGCAGCAAAGCUCUAGCUAAAUGGAUACUUCCUGUGGCAUCCAACACCUUAGGCAUCCCAAUAAGGUCCUCCUGUUAUGUCCCAGCACUAACUGUAUCUGCUACUGAGAAAAAAUCUGAUAACAGUAGACAAUUGCGUCAUUUCCAGAAGUUGCUCUUCUUACGUCAGGAUGCAUUUGAUGUUGAUACAGGUAUAAGGUUCCUUCAAUAUGCAGGCCUUGCAUGGUCUGUUGUAGACCUGGUUCCAUCUAUAUUCUUGCAACUAAGAUUGUAAGUGGGGAAAUAACUUUAGCAUUAUUGCUCGCAUACUCCCCCCCCCCCUUUUCUUUCUGUCUUGGGUUUCGGUAUGAUUUUUUUUUUUUGUGUGUGUGUAACCAUUGUAGAUAAUAUUUCUAAAUUUAUUGUAAGAAAAUUUCCACUGGUUUUCCAAGCCA
Molecule: messenger RNA, 1495 nt
Organism: Nelumbo nucifera (sacred lotus)
Lineage: Eukaryota; Viridiplantae; Streptophyta; Magnoliopsida; Proteales; Nelumbonaceae
Gene: SPP1
Product: Phosphatidic acid phosphatase (PAP2) family protein
Cellular component (GO): endoplasmic reticulum membrane
Molecular function (GO): sphingosine-1-phosphate phosphatase activity
Source: RefSeq, a predicted model, not a curated record